CCCUCUGCCUGUGUCUUCAGGGCAAGCGCCACUGCGUUAGCAAUGGCGUCUCUCCUCCGUCGCAAGCUCCUCCAAAACCCUACCACUCUCCGUGCCCUCUUCUCCCGACCCAAAGGAUUGCCCGCAAACCCUAGCCCUUUUCUCAAUUCUCAGUCCAUUCUCUUCCCCAUCCCCAAUUCCUUCUCGCCCGAUCCCAAAACCAAAUCAUCAAGCCCUAGUCCUGGUUUCCUUAAUCCCAAAUUUUAUCCAAAAUCUACUAAAUAUCAGGGGUUUCAGGAAUCCCAGUGGUUGAUCCCUCGUUUUUCGUCGAGUUCGCCGGAGAAGCCUGAUUCUGGUGACUCCCAGAAGCCUCCUGAAACCCCAGAUUUCAAGCACCAGGAGAUCGAAAGCCCUACGGUGGAACGGGAUCUAUCGAAUCUCGCCGACGAGACCAGGCAAUCCCUGGACAGCCUCCGCAAGUCCGUCUACGAUCUCAGCUCCUCCCUCGCCCUACUUGGCGUCGCCAACCUCACCGUCGGUGCCGCCAUCAUCUAUUUCUUGCAACCUAACGGGGUGUUCGCAGUCCAGGGCCUCGUAGCCUUCGCGUUUCCCUUCUCCGUUGCUUUCGUGAUGCGUCGCUCGCUCAAGCCGAUGGCUUUUUUCAGGAAGGUGGAGGAACAGGGCCGGCUACAGUUAUUGACGCUCUGUCUCCAGGUUUCCAAAACUUUGAAUCUCUUGUUCUUGAGAAUUCGUGUGGUUUCUCUUGGUUGUGUUGCUGGUCUUGUUGCCGGUUCUCUAGUUACACUCUGGCCUCAAUGAAAACUAUAUGGUUUUCAAAGAUCUUAUUUUUGCUCAAUUUUACUGUGGUUUAGAUGAUAUUUGCAUGCAUAUUUGAAUUUUUUGUGGACAAAUGUUGUUUUGUGCUUUUGAUUCUGAGACUGAACUUUGUUUGCAUUCUAUAAAUCUUCUUGUUAUGUCA
Messenger RNA from Dioscorea cayenensis subsp. rotundata (Guinea yam), 958 nucleotides. RefSeq lists its product as uncharacterized. The transcript has a single exon. NCBI's taxonomy places the organism in Eukaryota, Viridiplantae, Streptophyta, Magnoliopsida, Dioscoreales, Dioscoreaceae. Bases 43 to 798 code for a protein of 251 amino acids. The record is from RefSeq and is a predicted model, not a curated record.